CAGUGCUGUGUUUUGCGCGGUCCAUUAAUCGCAACAAAAUAAAAAAUAUUGACAUCAGUUACAAAUGCACGCGCGGCUUGGCGCCGCAAACGCGAUCGGCCGUUUGUUCUCGAUUGUUUUUCGGUGUUUCCCGAUGGUGAGCUCCUGUGGGAGAUCGGACGCGGUGUCGGAGUGAGAGGGAAUCCGGGCACUUCUCCGAGCAUGGCCACCGAUAAUAAAAUUCAGUUUUGGAGGAGAAACGCCAAGGUUCCUGGAAGUCUGCAGCCAGUGUACGGAGCCCAGCACCCCCCACUCGACCCCCGAAUCCACCGCACGUUUCUUAAAGACGCCCCGAAACCGAACACCCUGGCGAUAAAGUCCAAAAAGGCAUCCAGUUUCCACGAGUUCGCCCGCAGCACCAACGACGCCUGGGACAUCGGCGAUGACGAGGACGAUGACUUUUUGGGCGCCGCCCGCCUCUCGUCCCUCCCCCCACCGCUGCCUUCGACGCCCCAGCCUCCGGUUCCUCCUCAGUCAUCCUCGAAUAACCUCAAUGUUACAGAGGCCCCGCAGACAGACAGCCGGGCACCACAGAAACCUGAGUGCGGGCGGGACCAGGCGAAGACGGACAGCAGGCCAACCAAUGGGAGGGUGGUUAAGUCCUGCAGCGAGGCCCAGCUCAGCACCGCUGCAGUGCGUUCGCCCUUGCAGAAGCAGCAGUCCCUCCCAGUGCGUCCCAUCAUCCCUCUGGUCGCCCGCAUCUCCGACCAGAACGCCUCGGGGGCCCCACCCAUGACCGUGCGGGAGAAGAGCCGACUGGACAAGUUCCGCCAGUUGCUGGCCAGCCCCAACACAGACCUGGAGGAGCUGAGAAAGCACAGCUGGUCCGGGAUUCCCCGGGAGGUUCGCCCCAUCACCUGGAGACUCCUAUCGGGUUACCUCCCUGCCAACAUGGAGAGGAGGGAGCUGGUUCUGAAGAGGAAGAGGGAGGAGUAUUUUGGCUUCAUCGAGCAGUAUUACCACUCCAGGACAGACGAGCACCACAGAGACACAUACAGACAGAUUCACAUCGACAUUCCCAGGACCAACCCCCUGAUCCCCCUCUUCCAGCAGCCGCUGGUGCAGGAGGUGUUUGAGAGGAUCCUCUUCAUCUGGGCCAUCCGACACCCGGCAAGCGGCUACGUGCAGGGCAUCAACGACCUGGUCACUCCCUUCUUUGUGGUCUUCCUCUCUGAAUUUGUUGAGGAGGAUGUGGAGAACUUCGAGGUGUCGGCGCUGCCCCUGGAGACGCAGAGGAACAUCGAAGCCGACAGCUUCUGGUGCAUGAGCAAGCUGCUGGACGGGAUACAGGAUAACUACACAUUUGCUCAGCCAGGAAUCCAGAUUAAGGUGAAGGCCCUGGAGGAGCUGGUCAGCAGGAUUGAUGAGGAUGUGCACAGCCACUUCCAGAGGUACGAGGUGGAGUACCUGCAGUUCGCCUUCCGCUGGAUGAACAACCUGCUGAUGAGGGAGCUCCCCUUGCGCUGCACCAUCCGCCUCUGGGACACUUACCAGGCUGAAGCUGAGGGCUUCUCCCACUUCCACCUGUACGUCUGCGCUGCCUUCCUCAUUGAGUGGCGGAAGGAAAUCCUCUCCAUGGUAGACUUUCAGGGCCUGCUCAUGCUGUUGCAGAACCUUCCCACAAUACACUGGGGCAACGAGGAAGUGGGACUGCUGCUGGCGGAAGCUUAUAGACUGAAGUACAUGUUCGCCGACGCGCCCAAUCAUUACCGGAGAUAAAAAAAGUCCCCUUGGACAGACAGACUGUACAUACACAGACUUGCAGAACACACAAAUGGAAACUCCUUUUUUGCAAACAAGCUCAACUAUAAACCUCUCCUUCCUCUGACUGACCUACCUUGCUGUGCACGCACAUGACGUGAACCUGUGUAAAGAUGCACACUGACAGACACACACAGAGGUGGCGAUGGGGUGAACAGUUGAUCCUGUCCCCCCCAUUUCGUCUGCUCCUCGUCCGCCUCCCUUCUCACUCUGGCAGAGAAAUAUGUUUCGCUGACUUCCCGGGACCCGGAGUUCAUUCCUCACAAA
Megalops cyprinoides (Indo-Pacific tarpon) is the source of this 2067-nucleotide messenger RNA. It is a transcript of the gene tbc1d22b, whose product is annotated as TBC1 domain family, member 22B. Gene Ontology annotation, biological process: activation of GTPase activity. The transcript has 13 exons. Lineage: Eukaryota; Metazoa; Chordata; Actinopteri; Elopiformes; Megalopidae. Gene Ontology annotation, molecular function: GTPase activator activity. The coding region runs from base 202 to 1758 and encodes 518 amino acids. The record is from RefSeq and is a predicted model, not a curated record.